GUAACUGUAAACAAGAACUGAAAAUAUUUAGAAAAAAACAAUCGGCAAAAUAGAGACAUACCAAUUACCAUGGAUAUCAGUGUAAUCAAAGAAGAAGCUCACCUAAAUGAUGAUGAUCAAAAGGUUCCACUUCUCCGAGAUGUACCGUAUACACCGGACAGAAAUCCCAUCCAGCAAGCCAUCAGCCAGACAUUUCAGAGCACAGCUCACUUAGCCAAACUACUACCAACUGGAACAGUAAUGGCCUUCCAGCUGCUCGCCCCAAUUUUCACGAACCAGGGUGAUUGUGAUCCUGUCAGCAGAACAAUUACUUCCAUUUUAAUCAAUAUUUGUGGGCUGUCUUCUUUUCUGCUCAGCUUCACUGACUGCUUCAAGGAUGAUGAUGGAAACAUCUACUAUGGGUUUGCCACAAUCAAUGGUCUGUGGGUGAUCGACGGGUCAGCAAAACUUCCACCUCAGCUUGCUGCCAAGUACCGACUCCGGUUCAUAGAUUUUCUGCAUGCUUUUAUGUCUGUAUUUGUUUUUGCAGCAAUUGCUUUGUUUGACAAGAACACAGUUCAAUGCUUCUAUCCAGCACCAUCAAGAGAGACCCAGGAGAUUCUUACAGCGCUACCAAUUGGAAUAGGAGUCAUCUGCAGUAUGCUAUUUGUAGCUUUUCCCACACAGCGCCAUGGAAUUGGUUUUCCCCUAACCACUAACUGA
Messenger RNA from Amaranthus tricolor (Joseph's coat), 702 nucleotides. RefSeq names its product protein DMP4-like. Bases 70 to 702 code for a protein of 210 amino acids. NCBI's taxonomy places the organism in Eukaryota, Viridiplantae, Streptophyta, Magnoliopsida, Caryophyllales, Amaranthaceae. Gene Ontology annotation, biological process: endomembrane system organization. The record is from RefSeq and is a predicted model, not a curated record. The transcript has a single exon.